AUGCCAGCGUCACGAUCAACACAAUUACUUUGUUCGCGCCUGCUGUCGCGAGAGGUCGCAGUCGCAAGACAAUGUAGCUUCCGUCCUUCAACCCUGGUCGCUACCACCACCGCAUACUCCAAACCCAGUACCCGCUUCUUCAGCAAUACACCCAUCACAUACAAAAAAGGCGGCAAAGCAGCACGAGAAGCCUCACGCUCCGACUCUUCCUCGUCCUCAUCAUCUGCAGCCCCAUCAUCAGUAGCAGCAGCAGGCUCAGAAGACCCCUUUGAUUUCAGCGCUUUGGAAACAGACAUCAGCGAUGCCAUCGCGAAACUGAAGGAUGAUCUUUCGCAAUUGAGACAGGGAGGAAGAUUUAAUCCUCAAGUGCUCGAGAGCUUGAGAGUGCAGUUGAAGCAGGGAGGUGCCGUGAAGCUGGGGGAUCUAGCGCAGGUGGUGCCCAAAGGAAGAAUUGUGCAGGUUGUGGCUGGCGAGCAAGAGCACCUCAAACCAAUAACCUCAACCAUCCAAUCCGCAAACCUAAACCUCACUCCCCAACCGGACGCCACGAACCCUCUGCUCCUCUCCAUACCCAUCCCCCCACCCACCGCCGAAUCCAGAAAAGCUACCGUCAAUGCAGCUCAGAAAGCAGGUGAUGUGGCCAGCAAUGCAGUCAGGAAUGCAAGACAAGGACAACAGAAGAAAUUGAGGGCGAUGCAGUUGGCAAAGUCUGCGAGACCGGAUGACCUGAAGAAGGCGGGUGCGCAGAUGGAAAAGGUUGUUGACAAGGGUGUGCAGGAGGUCAAGAAGAUUGUGGAUGCUGCUAAGAGGGCUUUGGAUGCGUAG
Molecule: messenger RNA, 825 nt
Organism: Aureobasidium namibiae CBS 147.97
Lineage: Eukaryota; Fungi; Ascomycota; Dothideomycetes; Dothideales; Saccotheciaceae
Product: ribosome recycling factor
Exons: 3
Coding region: 1-825 (274 amino acids)
Biological process (GO): translation
Cellular component (GO): mitochondrion
Molecular function (GO): ribosomal large subunit binding
Source: RefSeq, a predicted model, not a curated record